Penicillium argentinense is the source of this 1392-nucleotide messenger RNA. It is a transcript of the gene nuf2, whose product is annotated as kinetochore-associated Ndc80 complex subunit NUF2. The record is from RefSeq and is a predicted model, not a curated record. Gene Ontology annotation, molecular function: protein-containing complex binding. Gene Ontology annotation, cellular component: Ndc80 complex; kinetochore. The transcript is spliced from 4 exons. Gene Ontology annotation, biological process: meiotic chromosome segregation; attachment of mitotic spindle microtubules to kinetochore; kinetochore organization. Lineage: Eukaryota; Fungi; Ascomycota; Eurotiomycetes; Eurotiales; Aspergillaceae. The coding region runs from base 1 to 1392 and encodes 463 amino acids.
AUGUCAUACAACCAUCGAAUGAGCAUGGCUGGUGGUGGCUCCCAGCAGCAUGGGCACAACCGGCGCAAGAAAGAAGACGAUAACGAUGCAUUGAUGCGCCUGCCCGACAAGGAGAUCGCAGGAUGUAUCAACGACAUUGGAAUCCCGUUCAGUCCCUCCGACCUGGCGAAGCCCAAUCCCCAGCAGAUUCAGAUGGUCUUCGAAUGGUUUGCAGAGCUUCUCAUGAACACCACACGCGAAACGGUCGAGCCAGCCAUGCAUCUCGCGGCAGAAGAUAUUUGCGGCGACUACCCUGACAUUGUACCCAACGACACGCGCAACCUGAUGGGAUUCUUUGUCAAUGUUCGGAAGCUUCUGGCAGAGUGCGGUGUGAACGACUUUACUUUUACCGACCUGACGAAACCGACACACGACCGACUUGUCAAGAUCUUUUCCUAUCUCAUCAAUUUCGUUCGAUUCCGCGAGUCCCAAGCCUCUGUGAUCGACGAGCACUUCAACAAGACCGAAAGGACCAAAUCACGGAUCGAGACGCUGCAUGUGGAAAACCAAGAUAUGGAGGCACGACUGGCUGAAAUGCGACGGGAUCAGCAAGCGAACGAGGCCCAGGUGCGCGAGAAGGUGGCGCGAAACGAUGAGCUCAAGGCGCGUCUUCUGGAGCUUCGCCGCGAACAGACAAGGGUCGCAGACCACCUGGAACGAGUCAAGAGUGAACGAGCGCGCCGGCAACAACAGCUGGAGGAAAAGACCGAAAGAACGGUCCGCACGCGACAAGAGGCGGAGAAGCUCCGACCAUAUGUUCUCGAGUCCCCGGCUACUCUGCAAUCUUCGCUGACAGAGUUAGCCGAGAACUUGAUGCGCGAGAAGGCUCAGAUCGAUGCAAUGGAGAAGCGAGCGCGAGCUCUCCAAACAUCGUCAGAUACAUUCACUGUGGUUUCCAAUGAUGUGCAGGCAUGUGUCAAAUUAUUGGAUGAUAUUGCCACAGAGCUGCAGAAGGAAGAAGAAGAGGAGUCACAUGCUGCCAGAAACAAGGAGGCGAUCUCGGACAGAGGUAACAGUGUGCGAGAGGUAGAACAGACCGAACACCUCCUGCAGCGACAACUCGCUCGUCUGAACGAUAGGAUCGAGACCCUCCGGAAGAAUGCGCAGGAGAAAGCGGAGAUGGCGCAGGCCCGCAUGGAAGAGCUCCGCAAUGUCCAGAAGCAACUACGCGAGGAGCGAGCAGAGAAGCAGCGUGAUAUGGAAAGAAGGCGCAUCCGCAUUGAGCAGACAGAGAAGAAGAUGGCCGACCUUAAGGAGAAUAUCGAGAGUGAAAUCCAAUCAGCCCACGACCAAUAUCUCAAGCUCGAGUCCCAUAUCAAACUCUAUAUCACAGAGAUGGAAAAGUCGCUGUGA